CCUCGACAAAAACGUUGGUGCACUUCUGUGUGUGCGUGGAAGUGCGUGCGUGCGUCCGCUCAAGUUUUGCAAGCUCGCCUCUUUUCAGCGCGAGGACACACGCCACAGCUCUGACGGAGCCGCGCGGCUCUCGACGUCUCUGUAGGACUGUGCUCGGGAGGAGGGCGGCUUUGUUUUCUUCUCUGAGCCCGCAUCUGUUCCGCACCUCCAUGCCCGACUCCUCCGCGACCUGGAAAGCGCGCUGUCCCUCCGGCCCCGGCUGCUGACUUGGAAAACAACACGGAGAGAAGAUCCAGCAGAAGAGGCUCUGCUCCUAAAACUGGAGGAAACUACCAUCAGUCUGGUCUUUGAUAUUCUCCUGCACACUUGUGCGAGUGAAGACUGGCGCUAUGAGAACUUUCCCGAGGAGUCUGGUCUGGAUGCUUCUCUUGUUUCCAAACCUGAGAUGUGACGCUGAUCCAGGUCUGUCAGCUGAUACAGAUGGUCUGGCUGAAGCUCAGAGUGGUUCUGCACCUACGGUUGAAGGUUAUUUCCUGGAGUUCCAGGAGCCAGUCAACAACAUCACCCACUUCCAGGGCGAGACAGCCACGCUGCACUGCAAAGUGGCAGGGAAUCCACGACCUUCCAUCCGCUGGCUGAAGAAUGACGCCCCUGUGGUCCAGGAGCAGGGACGCAUAACCAUCCGCAAGACAGAGGCAGGAUCGAAGCUCCGUAUCCAGGACCUGGACACUACAGACACUGGCUAUUAUCAGUGUGUCGCCUCCAACUCACUCAAGGUUAUCUCUGCCACAGGCGUCCUAAUUGUCAAACUAGUACAGAUGCCCACGCAUGGCCCCGAUCAAAAGUCGCCUGAAAAAGGUUUCUGCCAGCCGUAUCGAGGCAUUGCCUGUGCUCGCUUCAUUGGGAACCAGAGCAUUUAUGUUGAGUCCCUGCAGAUGCAGGGGGAGAGUGAAAACCGCAUCACAGCUGCUUUCACGAUGAUUGGCACCUCCACCCACCUGUCAGAUCAGUGCUCCAGGUUUGCCAUCCCAUCCUUCUGCUACUAUGUCUUCCCUCUGUGUGACGAGGGCUCUAGGAGCCCUCGGCGGCGUCAGCUUUGUCAAGAUGAGUGUGAGGCCCUGGAGAAUGACCUUUGCCAGGCUGAGUACACCAUCGCCCGAUCCAAUCCCAUGAUCCUCAUGCAGCUGAAGCUCCCCAGCUGCCACUUGCUGCCACGGCCAGGCACGCCUGAUGCUGGUUCUUGUAUGCGGAUAGGAGUGCCAUCAGAAAAACUAGGUCCAUAUUCCCCUUCAGACCACAUCUGCUACAAUGGAAGUGGGGCUGACUACAGGGGCACAGUCAGCAUCACUAAAUCUGGUCACCACUGCCAACUGUGGAGCGCUCAAUACCCUCACAGUCACCAUCUGUCCCAGGAGUACCCUGAGCUCUGGGGAAGUCACAACUUCUGUCGUAACCCAGGAGGCCAGAUGCAGGCACCCUGGUGCUUCACCUUGGACCCUCAGGUCAGGAUGGACCUCUGUGACAUCCAGCCCUGCAAGCCUCCAGAGAACCCCAGGACGGAGAUCCUGUUCAUUCUAAUCCCUGCAAUUGCCAUCCCACUGGUCAUCGCUUGCCUCUUCUUUGUGGUUUGUAUGUGUCGCAAUAAGCAAAAGGCUUCGACUGACACACCACCUCGCUGCCAGCUCAGCAGCUCACCUAGCCAGGAGAUGGGUCUGUCUCUCCUCACUCAGCAGAAACACCAGGCCAAGCUGCGGGAGAUUAAUAUGUCAGCAGUCCGGUUCAUGGAGGAGAUUGGGGAGGAUCGGUUUGGCAAGGUUUACAAGGGCCACCUGUAUGGCACCACACCUGGUGAGCAGACCCAGGUGGUGGCCAUCAAGACAUUAAAAGACAAGGUUGAUGCCACUCUCUGUGAGGAAUUUCGUCAUGAAGUAAUGCUCCGCUUCAACAUACAGCACCAAAAUAUAGUUUGUUUGCUGGGUGUGGUCAGCAAAGAGCAGCCAAUGAGCAUGAUAUUUGCCUACUCCGGCCUUGGUGACCUGCAUGAAUAUCUGGUGAUGCGCUCCCCCAACUCAGAUGUUGGCAGCUCAGAUGAUGACAAGACAGUCAAGUCGACGCUGGAGCAGGGUGAUUUUCUUCAUGUUAUCACCCAGAUUGCUGCCGGAAUGGAGUACCUUUCCGGCCAGCAAGUUAUCCAUAAAGACCUUGCUGCCCGAAACAUUCUAGUCUUUGACAAACUUAGCAUCAAGAUUCUGGAUCUGGGCCUGUUCAGGGAUGUCUACUCUGCUGAUUACUACAAUCUCAUGGGCACAAGCCCUUUUCCCAUUCGUUGGAUGUCCCCAGAAGCAAUUAUGUAUGGCAAGUUCUCCACCGACUCUGACAUCUGGUCUUACGGUGUGUUGCUGUGGGAAACUUUCAGUUAUGGUCUGCAGCCAUAUUGUGGCUACUCCAACCAGGAUGUGAUCGAGAUGGUCCGCAACCACCAGCUACUGCCUUGUCCAGAUGACUGCCCAGCCUGGAUUUACACCCUUAUGCUGGAGUGUUGGAGUGAAUUCCCAGCAAGAAGGCCUCGCUUCAAGGACAUCCACACUCGUCUGCGCUCCUGGGAGAGUCUGUCCAAUUAUAACAGCUCUGCUCAGACUUCUGGCACCAGCAACACUACACAGACCAGCUCUCUCAGCACCAGCCCUGUUAGCAACAUCAGUAUGAGCACAGCAAAUGCAUCACGCUACACCAACACUAAAAAGAGCUCGCCAUUCCAUCAGCCCCAGUUCAUGCCCAUGAAGGGUCAAAUGCAUCGGCCAAUGGUGCCCCCGCAGCUCUACAUACCUGUCAAUGGAUAUCACCCCAUGUCAGCUUACCCAUACCUACAGAACUUUUACCCCAUGCAAAUACCCAUGGCCAUGCCACACCAGCAGAUACACCACCCACCACAAAUUGUUACCAAAGCUGGUUCUCACCAUAGUGGCAGUGGAUCCACAUCUACAGGCUAUGUCACCAUUGCCCCCUCCAACACUUCUGUCACAGAGCGAGCAGCUUUACUAAAUGAGAACUCCAAGAUCAACGAUGAGGACUUGGCUGACGGGGCAUCCCAGGCAGAGCUAGACCAAAACGAGGACUUGUCAGUGCCGGAAACAGAAUUGCUGGGUGAUAAUGACCCUCCACAGACUGACGAAUUGAUGGUCCACUUGUCAGACACAUAAGUGUGGUGCUGUUUGAAGGACAGUAGAGCUAAAAUACUGUGUGAGCAGUGCUUCCUUGCCAAAAAUUCAAUGAGCAGCAUAAAGUGAAAGGAGCAAUUUUGCAGAACUGUGACUGAAUGUUUUUUUUUAAUGAGUUUCUUAGAUAGUACUGACAGUACUGUGUCUCAUGUUUGUAUCUCUUACAUGCCUGUGUUAAUUAUUAAACAAAAUUAAUAGUACAAUUCUCAUUCACUGGGAUUCCCUAAGGGCAGGCUUCAUGUCCCCCGACCCAUCUUCCCACCUCAGAUAGGACUUGCUAAUUCAGCAAGAAUGAGAUGAUCCCUCACCCUCUUCCCACCCACUUACAAUGCCAGUUGUGUUUAUUACAUGUACAACCAAGCCAGAAGUAUUGCCACCUGAACCCAGAAAUGAAACCAGGUGUCUGUAGUGGUGGACAAGUGCUUAGCUUGUGUGCAACUCGUGCACUCAUUAAUGACAAUUAAAUGUUGUUUUUUAGGUUAUUAUUUUGUGGUUUGUGAAAGUCACAAUCAUACAACAAUAGAAUUCCACAGAGAUUUAUUUCAAAACUUACCUCCAUCAAACAAAACAAAGAAUAAGAACAAAGAAUCUUGUUGAGUCUCUUUCUUUUUUUUGAGAGAUCUGUAAUUUAUGUACUUUGAGUUGAACAUUUUAUUUGUUUAUAGUUUUUCUUUAUUGGUGAAGAUUGCUAAGCUUAGUGUCAAUACAAUGUCCUUUCCACCGAGUUAGCUCUGUUUAAGUAGUUUUUUGCUUACCAUACAUUGUGUACAUCCAUCUAUGGAGCAUCCAAUAAAGUCAUAUGAAUAAAAUGGUGUAUUUACCCUCAGUAAGAGAAGAAAAUCAUGUGCUAUCACUUGUUGAUUUUGUUUUGUCAUCAUCUGUCACUAGAGGUACACUGUACAGUCAACUUACACUAAGGCCAAAAAUAUACUUUGUAAUGAAGAAAUACAUUUAUUGCUCAUACUAAUAAAGGAAUCCAAGGGAUCAAA
This is a messenger RNA of Xiphias gladius (swordfish), 4207 nucleotides long. RefSeq names its product receptor tyrosine kinase-like orphan receptor 2 (gene ror2). Gene Ontology annotation, biological process: protein phosphorylation; positive regulation of kinase activity; cell surface receptor protein tyrosine kinase signaling pathway. Lineage: Eukaryota; Metazoa; Chordata; Actinopteri; Istiophoriformes; Xiphiidae. The transcript has 9 exons. Gene Ontology annotation, cellular component: signaling receptor complex. Gene Ontology annotation, molecular function: protein binding; transmembrane receptor protein tyrosine kinase activity; ATP binding. Bases 390 to 3200 code for a protein of 936 amino acids. The record is from RefSeq and is a predicted model, not a curated record.